AUGCCUGUUUCGUUGUCUCAGGAUUCGUCAGUGCUUAUCGUCGGGGCAGGUACUUGGAACAUAUCUACUGCAUUGCGUCUAAAAAGACGAGGAUACAAACACGUUACUCUCCUUGAUCCAUAUCCGGUGCCAUCCCCUAUAUCUGCUGGUAAUGAUGUUAAUAAGAUUUUUGAGCUUAGUACUUUCGUCGCUGGAGCUAAUUCAGACGAGCGCUUUGUUGCAAACACUCUGAUCAAUAAAGCAACGAAAGGUUGGCUUAGUAAUCCGGUCUUCAAACCGUACUUCCACGAAACAGGAUGCAUCAUUGCUGCAACUUGCGAAACUGGACGUGCUUAUAUGAACUCCGCGAGCGGUCCAGGCGAGGAUGCAGGUUGGCUACCUCUUAAGACGAAGGAAGACUUCCAAGCGACUGUGCCUAAAGGUGUUCUCACCGGAGACUUCCCUGGAUGGGAAGUUUGGUGGAUGGAAAAAGGUUCUGGUUGGAUCCACGCAAGGAAAUCUAUGCAAAGCGCAGCGAACGAGGCACAACGUCUAGGAGCGGUGUUUGUCACUAGCGAGCGGAGAGGCAAAGUUGACAAUCUAAUCAUCGAGGAUAGGGAUAUCCGAGGAGCCACGACACUCGACGGAGUCGAACAUCGAGCGGAUCGUACUAAACUUUGUGCCGGCGCGAACACCGGGAUAACCUUCGACAUAAAGGAUCAGCUGCGUCCCACAGCCUGGACUAUAGCUCACAACAAGAUGACAAAGGAGGAGAUAGAGUUAUUCAAGGACUUGCCAGUGUUGUUUAACAUUAACCGGGGCUCCUCCAUGGAGCCUUAUAAGGACAAAGUGGAGCUAAAGAUGUGCGACGAGCAUCCUGGCUACUGCAACUACACAAUGGAUCCUUAA
Messenger RNA from Aureobasidium subglaciale EXF-2481, 888 nucleotides. RefSeq lists its product as uncharacterized. The record is from RefSeq and is a predicted model, not a curated record. The coding region runs from base 1 to 888 and encodes 295 amino acids. Lineage: Eukaryota; Fungi; Ascomycota; Dothideomycetes; Dothideales; Saccotheciaceae. Gene Ontology annotation, molecular function: saccharopine oxidase activity; flavin adenine dinucleotide binding; sarcosine oxidase activity. The transcript is spliced from 2 exons.